Diceros bicornis minor is the source of this 4058-nucleotide messenger RNA. RefSeq names its product serine incorporator 3 (gene SERINC3). The record is from RefSeq and is a predicted model, not a curated record. Gene Ontology annotation, cellular component: membrane. Bases 84 to 1505 code for a protein of 473 amino acids. The transcript has 10 exons. Lineage: Eukaryota; Metazoa; Chordata; Mammalia; Perissodactyla; Rhinocerotidae.
GGCGUUUCUGAGGAGACGCCUCAGCUGGCAGAUACCACCCGGCUGGAAGCCUCGGGACCGGCCGCGUCCAUCGCAGAGUCGCCAUGGGGGCUGUGCUGGGCGUCUUCUCCUUCGCCAGCUGGGUUCCGUGCCUUUGCGGUGGUGCGUCAUGUUUGCUGUGUAGUUGCUGUCCCAACACUAAGAAUUCCACUGUGACUCGCCUCAUCUAUGCUUUCAUUCUCCUCCUGGGCACUCUUGUCUCCUGUAUCAUGCUGUGGGGCGGCAUGGAAAAUCAGCUGAAGAAGAUUCCUGGAUUCUGUGAAGGGGGAUUUAAAAUCAAGGUGGCUGAUAUAAUGACAGAUAAAGAUUGUGAUGUGCUGGUCGGUUAUAAAGCUGUGUAUCGGAUCACCUUUGCCUUGGCCAUCUUUUUUUUUGUCUUCUUUCUGCUCAUGUUAAAAGUGAAAACAAGUAAAGAUCCCAGAGCAGCAGUACACAAUGGGUUUUGGUUCUUCAAAAUUGCAGCCAUUGUUGGUAUCAUGGUUGGAUCUUUCUAUAUCCCUGGGGGCCAUUUCACUACAGCCUGGUUUGUUAUUGGCAUGGUAGGGGCCUUCUUCUUUAUCCUCAUCCAGCUCGUGCUGUUGGUAGACUUUGCUCACUCUUGGAAUGAAUCCUGGGUAAAUCGAAUGGAAGAAGGAAACCCAAGGUUGUGGUAUGCUGCUUUACUGUCUUUCACAAGCAUCUUCUAUAUCUUGUCAAUCGUCUUUGUUGGGCUGCUCUAUACAUAUUACACCAGACCAGAUGGCUGCACAGAAAACAAGUUCUUCAUCAGUAUUAAUCUCAUCCUUUGUGUUGUGGUUUCUGUUAUAUCAAUCCAUCCAAAAAUUCAGGAACACCAGCCUCGUUCUGGCCUCCUGCAGUCUUCCGUCAUCACCCUCUACACCAUGUACCUCACGUGGUCCGCCAUGUGCAAUGAACCUGAUCGUUCCUGCAACCCUACCCUGUGGAGCAUCAUUACACACAUGACUGCACCAACCUUGGCUCCUGGAAAUUCAACUGCUCCGGUCCCUACCUCUACUCCACCAUCAAAGAGUGGGCAUUUUCUGGAUACAGACAAUUUUAUUGGGCUGAUAGUCUUCGUUCUCUGCCUUUUGUAUUCUAGCAUCCGCAAUUCUAACAACAGUCAAGUAAGUAAGCUGACCCUGUCAGGAAGUGACAGUGUGAUCCUCCGUGAUACUACCACCAGUGGUGCCGGCGAGGAAGAAGAUGGGCGGCCUCGGCGGGCUGUGGACAACGAGACAGAGGGAGUGCAGUACAGCUACUCCGUCUUCCACCUCAUGCUCUGCUUGGCUUCCUUGUACAUCAUGAUGACCCUGACCAACUGGUACAGCCCUGACGCAAAGUUCCAGAGCAUGACCAGCAAGUGGCCAGCUGUAUGGGUCAAGAUCAGCUCCAGCUGGGUCUGUCUCCUCCUCCACGUCUGGACCCUUGUGGCUCCACUCGUCCUCACCAGUCGAGACUUCAGCUAAACCUCGCUUGGCGUGCCCAGGACACUGCUGAAAUCCAUGAAGGUCUCCUUCAUGGAUCUUGCUGAAAGUCCAUAUCCCUUUUGCUUCAACUAAAAUAUUAAGUGAAUGCUUUGCAGAUGUCGCCAUAUUCAGGUUUAUAUCAGAGGGCAAGAUUGAAUAAUGCUUAAUGCAGGAUCUGAACUUGUCAUUUAUAUAUAUAUUAUGUUUAUUUGUAAGGAUAUAGCACAAAGGAAACAUUUUUGCAUUUUAAAGUGAACGACAGCUGUGCUGUGAAGAGAGUUCUGUAUUAAGACCUGUAGGUUCCUGCAACUCUGAUUUAAAAUGUAAGGUAGAAAAAUGUUGGAUAUUUGAGGCAACUGUUAAUAUAUUUCUAUUGCGGUAUCCUUAAAAAGCAAAAGUAAUGAUAAUGGUGAUGCAUUUCUAUGACGGUUUUCCUCUGUGAAAGUCUUAUUUGUGUGAUACAAACGCUAUUGAGUCUUUAGCCUCUUAAGAGGUGUAGCAUCGUAGUACGUAGGGGAAGGAGUAUGUGUGUGGGUCUUUCCUCAGAACAGGGGUUGCUGAUAUAGCUACUGCUUCUACAUCGUGAGUUUUUUCAUUUACUUUUUUUAUAGUACAACAUUGAUGCUGCUUGAUUCGAGUCUGUGGCUUUGCCAGAAAGGUUAAUUUCUGUAACUACUUUGUAGGUUUGGUUAAAAUGAAGAUUCACUUGGGAAAACAGUGCACCUUUAGGCUAUGUCAUUAUCUUGUUAUGAGUAUGUAAAAGUAAAAUGCAUGUGAAUUUAUUAUAUUUGCACUAUUUGAUUAAAACAGAAAGACUUAAGCUUUUAAGGCCCUUUCUUUAACAGCUUUUAUGAGUUAGCAGCCAUCCUAUAUUUGUUAGACUUAUAUGGGCAGUCAGGUUUAUCAAGCAUCUAGCAGAAUGCUCCUAUUCCUUCUAAAACUUGAGGUCUGACUGGUGAGUAAAGUCUUGAACUCAUUCAAAAGUUGUACUAAAUAUCUUCUCUGGGUAAGACACUUGGGUAGAUGAGAGACAAGGCAGGCACUGUCAGGAAACUUUCAGGAGAGGUAGCACGCAAGGAGGUAGAACGGUUUGUUCUUUCAACACAGAUUUCCUGAGUGUUCUGUACCAGGUCUUGUCAGGUUCUGGGAUAGAACUUUAAACAUGACAGGCACUGGCUCUGCCAUCUUAGACUUAAGGAGGGUGCAAAUGAGCCGGCAGGUGGUACAGUUGGUAUAAUUAGUGCUGUGAUUUAGGAAUUGCAGAGCACUCAAAGGAGAGGUGCCUGGGGUCGGGUAGGGGUGUCGUCGUAGGCUUUCUGGGAAAAGUGAUGUCUAAGCCAAGAAAUGUUAGGAGUUAGCUGAGAGAGAAAUGGGGAAGUGGGAUGGUAUUGCUGAAGGGUAGACAAAACUGUAUGUUAGAGGCAGGGAGGUUAAAAAAAAAAAAAACUCAUUCAGUAAAGCUAGAAUGGGGAGAAGUGGGCAGGGACUAGGUUAUGAAGGGCUUUGUAAACCACACUAAAGAGUUUGGACCUUACAUGGAGGGCAGCAGGGAAUGUAUUCAGUGACAUGAAAAAUGGUGUCUUCAUUCACUGUGGCUGAUAUAUAGAGGAUGGUUUAGAAAGAUGAGACCAGGGGCAGUCCAUAUAAGAUCUGAUACAAAGAAGUAAAAGUGAAGAUGGGGAGAAAUUGACAGCUGAGAGCUACUUAGUAAUUAAAACCUUAAAAUUGGCAAAUUGAUUAGUUAUGGAGGAGAGGUGGAUUCCUGAGUGAUGCUGGUUGAAUCACGUGGGAGGAUGGUGGUUCCAUUUAUUUAGGGGAGAAAGAGAAAAAGGAACAUGUUGUGCUAGAAGAAUGAUGGAGAUGGUCCCUAAGCAAGGCUGAGAGCCUUUUUCUAUCAGCCAACCUGGUUAGCUAAUAUUUAUUGAGUACAUACUCUGCUUUAUGACCUUGGGCAAACGACUAGCUGUCUGAGCCUCAGUGUUUUCUUUGUUUGAACAAAAGAUAGUACCUCGUACAUAAGAUUGUUUAGAGAGUAAAGUUAACUUUGGAAAGUGCUUUUAACCCAUUUUAAGCACUCUGGUUGUAGCUGCUAAUCUCGAUAGGGGCUUAAAGUAAGAGUGGACAGUAUUUGAAGGUCAGAGGUGUUCAGCCAAAAUCUGAUGGAGGCUAGAUCUGAGGUGUUCUUAACAGAAUGAAACAGAUGGAACAUGGAGGGGACAGGCUCAGCGUAGGUGGAGGUGGAGGGGAAGGAAGCAGGGCUUGAUAUGAAUUGUUGGAACCACCAUCUUUUAAACCAGUGCUUUAUGUCAGGGUAUAGAGAUAAAGUUGCAAGGGAUUUGAGGGGCUGAUAGGGGUGGUUUAGCCCUUUGCUUUGCCAGAGUUAAGCCAACACCGCAUUUUCCUUAAUAGGGCCAGCCAGAUUUAGACCUUCCAAGAUUCUACACGUCAAAAACAUUCCAGUGCGCCAUCCCCCAUCUUCUGUAAUUCUAAAUAAAAGCAAUACUAAACUGUAAAAUAAGUGUAACGAAGUCCAAUAAAGUAUUUUUAUCAUGA